CAAUUAAACGAUAAACAUACAAUUAUUAUUGUAUUCAAUAAAUAUCAGUAUGCAUACUUUUUAAAUGAGUUGCAAUUAAUUUGUGUGUCUUGUGUUAUGAGCGAACCAAAUAUCGUGCUGAGUCGUGCGUGUGUAUAUCGUGCCCUCGAAUUUGUCACAGCCCAUCUCUAUAUUUGCACAGUUCGUUUUGUUUUUGUGCUGGAACCAAGUUUAUAGUUAUAGGCGGAUGUCGGAGGCUUAGACAUGGGCGAUAGCGACGAUGCGAUAUGGCAAGAAAUCGGUAUUAAUCCACAACAUGUUGUGUGCGAAUCAGACGAGGGCCUCUACAAACUGAUAUGCGAUAAGAAGUGGCUACAGGCGCUCGAAUGUCAUCGUAAAAUCUCGCACUUUACACAGUGGCCACAUUUGGAUCGACGUGCACAUCCCACAGGACCACUGGAGCAUCCCUGGACACGCAUACUAGUACAAACAUACCGCAAACAGUCGCAGCGUAAAGUCCAUCCGCUGCCUCCACGAGGUGCUAGCCUUGAAAACACACAAUUUCCCUUAAGCUACUCGCAGGCAGUUUCCAAUGUGGCACAUCUCAACUUUAAGCAACUUUGGGAGGCGGCCUACAAGCAGUACGCGGACGCCCAUGUCAAACAGUGCAGGUCGGGUGCAGGAACGCAGUCCAAGCCGCAAAACGGGGGAGGCUUACAGCCGCAUGAUGUGGUGCUCCGAGAGCUAAUACAACGCAUCUACAAUUGCCCAGUACUGCAGUGCAAACAGGAGGGUAAUGGAACGGCCAGCAGCGACCAGGACUUAACCGGCGAUUGUCAUGCAAAUGUGCUGCCUGCUCUGGUGGCCAUUGAGACCAGCACGCACUACUGCAUAUUCCAUUAUCCACCAGCUCUGGAGAGCAGCCUUUAUGACUGCAUCACCUACAGUCCCGCACUCCUUGGUCGAGGCUACAACAAGACGCUAUUUAUCAUAUAUCAGCUGUUGCAGGUGUCGCGGCAUUUGCAGGAUCAGGGCCUGUUCUUGGGUGAUCUGCGACUGCAGCACGUGCUGCUGCGCGAGAAUCUUUGGCUACAGGUGCUGCCGCGCCUGCAGUGCAAUCUGCUGCUGGACGAGCAGUCCGCCACUGUGGCCAUGUCGCCGCUGAGUUGCCCGGAGUUGCCCGAAUCACCGGAACAGCUGCCCUCCAGCAGCACCAUCGAUCUCAAGCUGGCCUACGACCCAGCUCAAUUUAAUCUGCGCGAAUACUGUGAAAUGUGGUGCAACGGGCAGUUGUCCAACUUUGACUAUCUCACUAUACUAAACAAUGCCUGUGGCAGGAGUCUGACCAAUGCCGCCUAUCACCACAUAAUGCCCUGGGUGACGGACUUUGCGGCCCGCAACGGCCUCAAUUGGCGCGAUCUGACCAAAAGCAAGUAUCGCCUGAACAAAGGCGACGUCCAUUUAGAUCUCAUGUACACGCACGCCAGUCAGCAUGCCGCAGCAGAGGCUGUGACGCCCGUGGAGCAGUUGCAGGUGGCGCAUCAUGUGUCCGAUUUUCUCUCCGAGAUUACGUAUUUCGUGUAUAUGGCGCGGCGUACGCCACAAUCCAUACUCUGUGCCCAUGUGCGACCCAUUUGGGUGCCCGCCGAGUAUCCGGUGUCGAUACAACGCCUUCAGGAAUGGACGCCGGACGAAUGCAUACCCGAGUUCUAUUCAGAUCCAAUGAUAUUUAAAAGCAUUCACGAAGACUUGCCCGAUCUAGAGUUGCCCGCGUGGGCCACUUGCCCCGAGGAUUUUAUAUGCAAGCAUCGUGAAGCGCUGGAAUCACAGUACGUUAGCGAGCGACUGCAUCAUUGGAUCGAUUUAAAUUUUGGCUACAAGCUAAGCGGCAAGGCGGCCAUCAAAUCCAAAAAUGUAUGCCUCAGCCUGGUAGAUCAGCAUUGCAAUCUGAGUCAGCGCGGCAUCGUACAGCUGUUCUCACAGGCUCAUCCGCCGCGUCGGUAUGUCUCGCCCUGGUUUAACAAAUACGCGCCCAGGCUGAGCCAGCUAUAUGGCAACAGCAGGGGCAAGAACAACAGGCGCUUGGCCAGAAGCACGGAGAAUCUGCACGCCUCAACAAUGAGCAAUAGCAGCAGCUGCUUGGAGAGCAAUUCACCUCGAAUGUCACUGCGUCCAAAUGAUGAGUCAUCGAGCACAGGCGCCAGCUUCUACGCCAUGACCAACUUUAUUGAGCUGCCGGAGCACUAUAAUCCUGCGUUGCUGCUGCAGCAAUUGGAAUCUCUGGAGACUUUCUAUGCGCGCACCUUUCCGCAGCAACGCGCCUCAGCCAAUCCUGAGGAGAAAAUGAUAAGCAGCGAUUUGCUGUUUGAGCACAACUCGGCCGACCAUUCAUUCACAAAUCAGCUGUUUGCACUUGAUGAGGCGAUUCAGACCAAUUCGAAGAAUCUGCUAGUGCCGCGCACGCGACAUCAGCACAGUCUGCAGCAGCUGCUGGCCGAUUGCCGUGAGCGUGAGCUGCAGGUGAUGGGCUGCCUCAUUGUGGAGCUGUAUGCCAUGCAGCGUUUGCGACCGCUACUAACAACGAACGGGCCAAGCGCGAGCCUAGAAAGCCGCCUGUCUGCCUGCCGCACGCUGGUCCAGCUGUACAGUCAGGAGCUGCCGAAACCGGUGCGUCAUGUGGUGCGUCUGCUGCUGCAGCUAGAGAGUAAUGUGCCCAACCAGGGCCUGCCCGUGCCGACCAGUGCGGCACAGCUACUGGAACCCAUGUUCAGCCAUGCGCUGCUGCCUUUUCCGAGUAACUACAUUUCGAUCUAUGCGUUUGUGCGCUCCCUGCACGCCUUCCAGCUGAACUUUGAGCUGCUCGAGCUGCACACACAUCUCAACUGCAACGGCGGCAGCGAGUGUGCGCGCUUCACGGAACUGGAUCGCCAGCGUGUGCUUUUCGAACGAAAGAUUGCGGAGUGCAAGGUGAUGUCCUGCUGUGCUCAUGUGCGUCGCCUGCUCGAGCCGCUGGCCUUUGCCUAUGAGCAGUUUGCGCCUGUGGAGCUGCUGCUGCCGCAUAUUAUUGAUCUGCUUCGGGAUGAACGCACCUCAAUACUGACUGCCUGGAAUUUGUUUGAUCCCGUUGCCCAGGCCUUGGGCAUUGCACAGACCCAAAUGCAUUUGCUGCAACCGAUGCUCAAGCUUUACGACGUGGAAAGCGGCGCUCAGAUGGACGAUGCGGCCAGCAGCAGCAGCAGCAGCAAUAACAAUGGUGGCCACUUACGUUUCUCUUCGAGCAGCUCUUUCAAGUCGCGCAAAUCCGUGAAGCUCUAUCACCACAGCUUCCUGCUACGCCUAAUCGUGCGCUUUGGACUCCGCUGCUUUCUGCAGCACUUUAUUGCGCCGCUAAUCGAAGCUGUUGGCGGCUACAAGGAGCCGGAGCAGGGCAAUGGCUAUCACUAUCAUCGCGGUAGCAGUCGGCGGACCAGCAAGAAUCUUAACUAUGCCGCAGAGGAGCCGCCAGCGUCGCAGCCGGAGCCCAAGCCAGACGUUGAGGAGCUAUUCACGUUCGAGGAGGAUCAGGAGAACAAAUCUGUUGAUUCUUUCGAUAUGCGUCCAUCGUCCACAGCCAUUGCAGAGGAGGCGCGCGAGUCCGAUGGCAGCUCACCCGACAAGCUGGCCAUCAAUGAGCUUAUGUACGGCGCCAAAUUAUCGCCAGAUAAGUUGUCGCUGCAGAGCCAGGAACAGACACCACCACCCGCCAUGCCGGCGCCCUUGAUUGGGCCACGUUCACCCACCAUUGAGAUACCCGCCAGCAGCAUAAGACGCAGUUUCCAGCUAAGCGCCAUCGAUUGUGACAUUGGCUCCCGCAAGAGCGUCGACAGCUUUGAGCUCAUCAGCCAGGUUACCGGCACAGCGGCCAAUGAGUCAACGGAGUCUGCCCCGCAAGCGGAUACCGACGGCUGUGACUCACUCCAGGCCUCGGUCAUAUCGCGCAUCUCGGAGGCCAAGGCCCUGCAAAACAAUCGCAUUAGCGAGAUGAGCGCCGAGAGUCUCGUCUGGCUAUCUCAUCGCUUGGGACCGGUGCUCACUGCUCGCCACAUAACACGCAAUCUGCUCAAGCUGCUGUCGCUCUGCUACGUGGGCCAGGAAAAUCUGCUGCCCGAGGUCGAAACGGGCAACUGCGGUGACUUAUCGGCAGAUGCCUCCAAUCUCAAUUAUUUCAGCAUUGCCAAUGCCCGCGUUGUCGGCGAUCGCAGCGCGGCUCGCGUUCUCGAAUGCCUCAUGUCCAUUGCGGCGCUCUAUGGCGAAAAUUUUCUUCUUCUGCAGUAUUUUCCACACAUAAGUGAGCUGAUUGGUCUCUGCUCGAAGCGGAUGACGGGCAGCCUCGAGGGCGCCAUCAUCAGCUCGCUGCAGCUGGUGAAGUACAUGUUGCCCUGCCUGAUGGAUGCCACCAUAAUGGAACACUUGCAGCACAUGCUGUUGGAUGCCAUUCUGCUGCCGAUACUGCGUCUACUGAGCUCUACCAAUCUGCUAAUGCCCAGCGGCUACCUGGGGCGUUCGCUGCUGGCUCGCAAAUUUCUGGACGCCUGCUAUGCGCUGAGUGUGCGCCUGGGCUCGGACAUGACUCGGGAGCAUCUGUGCCAGUCACUGUUCGCGCCAUUUUUUCUGAUCUUCAACAAGGCGUUUGGACUACCCAACGAAUUAAGUUGUAAUCUGUCCAAUCUGUCGCUGAGCGCAGCUCUAGGCCAACAGCAACGGGCAUUGGAGGAGCUGCGCGAUGUAUUCGGACCGGAACUUGCGCAUACUGCCUACUUGGCAUUUCUGCGAUUCCUGGGCGAGUCCAUAAUGCAACGCACGUUAAGCAACAUGGAAUUCGUGCUCACUUUGUGCCACGAGCAUGAGCAACCGGGCGCUGGACAGGACAAGGCGCAGCUUAGCCAGUCGGCAAUAGUUAGUCCAGUGGAUGUCACGGAUGCAGCGCUUUGCGAGACCGCAGCAAAUAGUUUUGGCACCCAGGUUGUCGGCAACCGGCUGCAGGUCUCUAGCAGCAGCAUGGAGUUGCUGGAUAUGGUUGCCUACAAACUGGACCAUAUGCCCAGCACGCGACACCUAAAAGGCAACUGGCUGGCCUACUGGCGGCACGAGACGACCCGCAGCGAGAAGGACAACCAGGCACUAAACCUCAAGCAAAUUCGCCUGCAAUCCUUUGUAGGCCACACGAACUCGGUGAGAGCCAUUUAUGCGCUGGAGAACGAGAAUAGCUUUGUGUCCGCCUCCAAGGACAAAACGGUCAAACUGUGGUCGCUGCGCAGCGAGGGAGAUGGACGCAAGAGCACCGCCUGUCAGUUCACCUACACAGCGCACAAGAAGUCCAUACACUCCCUCAGUUUCCUAGAGUCGCUACGCUAUGUCGUCUCCUGUGAUUCGGGUGUGCACUUGUGGGAUCCGUUCAUAGGACGACCGCUGAGCAUACUGGAUGCGCCCAGGCACAGUGCGGUCACCGUUGUCAAAUGCUUGCCCUCUCACUCGCCGCUGGUGGUCGCUGGCACGGCCGAGUCCACGGUCAGGAUCAUUGAUGCGCGCUCCAUGCAGUAUGUAAAUGAAUGGCGUGUCUGCCCUGCAGCUUUGCCAAAUGCCACAGUACGUUGUCUGGCGGUGGCGCCGUCAGGCAAUUGGUUAGCCGCAGGUCUCUCCUCGGGCGGCAUUGUACAGCUGGACACACGCACCGGCAUUGUGCUCAACAGCUGGCGGCCCAUGGAAUGUGACUUGCUGCAGCUGACGGCGCCCAGCGAUCAGGUGCUUAUUAGCUCGGCGCUCGACCACAGCCUGGCCGUAUGGCAUGCCCUGGACGGCAUUCUACACUAUCAGCUCAAACCGCCACCGGAGCCUGCCCAUUUCCUGCAAAGCGUUGGCUCCUCACUGGUCUAUGCCACAACCGGGAAUCGUGUAGGUGUCUAUGCGGAUGUGGCCAACUCGCAUGCCCUCAAUACUGUCACCAAACUUCGUUCCGAGACGUUUCGGGGCGUACUCACAUCUCUCGCGGUGUUGCCGCUAAAUCGCGCCUUCCUUGCAGGCAACGAGAGCGGCAACAUUGUCCUGCUCUGCUAGCCAAGUGUUACGAUGAUAUUACUACACAAAAAGACAACUAUACUAAUUUAUAUACAUAUAUAUACAUAUAUAUUUAAUUACCAGUCCGGUUAUAGUAUAUAGCAAUAGAGUUCUACCCGUACGAGUUCUUAUUUAAUGGCACCAAAUAUAUAUAUAUUAAUUCAACUAA
Messenger RNA from Drosophila virilis, 6241 nucleotides. RefSeq names its product WD repeat domain 81 (gene Wdr81). The record is from RefSeq and is a predicted model, not a curated record. Lineage: Eukaryota; Metazoa; Arthropoda; Insecta; Diptera; Drosophilidae. Gene Ontology annotation, molecular function: protein binding.